Messenger RNA from Thelazia callipaeda (thelaziosis nematode), 1061 nucleotides. NCBI's taxonomy places the organism in Eukaryota, Metazoa, Nematoda, Chromadorea, Rhabditida, Thelaziidae. The record is from the annotation of a GenBank genome assembly.
AUGCAUCACUCUCUAUUUUAUGAUGACUUAGAGACUAACUCUUCGUUGUUGAAGUCGGCUAAAGGUAAACCAAAAGGAUAUCAUCCUACCCCAAUUACUUGCUUUGAUCGUGUGAUCCGACCAUGUGUCGCAGAACUUGUCGCUGUAUUUUUUUGUAUUUUCAUUGCAAAAGUGAUGGAAUAUGAGUUAAUGGUGCAUAUAAUGAUAAGCAAUAAUGAACGAAUUAUUAUGCAAGCGUUGACGGAUUCAGUAACUGUCGUUGUUAUGAUCCUAGCCUUUCACACGGUCCAUUUGAGUCCAGUAAUCACUCUUGUUGAAUUGUUUGCACUCACUACUGCUUGGCCGAUGUGUUUUGCUAUAAUUUUUAUUCAAAUUAUAGCUUCCUUCGUUGCUAUCACUGUUUUUGCGAUGCUUCGAUUUGGUAAUUUGGAAACACAAAUGGCUCGUAUUGUACGUGAUGUUGGUGUUGACAGUAUUGGAGCUGAAUAUCAUUUGGUACUUUCACAAUUCAUUGGUACAUUAUUGGUUGUUACCAGCCAUCUUCUGACAACCACUCGAACAGGUUCAGGACUAACAGCUAUGUCUCGACCAGCAGCAAGUCCAUUAUCAGUAGCUGCUGCAGUGUUCAUUUCAUCUUUACUUUGGUUAAUUUUACACUUUGUUUUAGCAUCAAAUUGUAUGAUAAAACUUUGUUGCUUUUUGAUUUUUUCAAUAGAUAAAAACAUAGCAAAGAAAAAUUUGAAUUUUUGCAUUUUUUUCUUUUUAAAUUUGCAUACUUCAUUACUGCUUUACAUAGCUACAUUUAUUGACAGUUUAUUGAAUUCAACAAUCGGAUGGAAUCCGCUACUUGCAUUUGCAUUGGCUAGUUAUGGCAGUAUUAGCUGCAACUUCACCUAUCUAAAAAUGCAAGGAAUAUUCUGGAUUGGACCCUGUUUAGCCUCUCUUUUUGCGUGUUUCUUAUACAGGUCACGUUUUGCUCUAUACUUUACAUUUUUUUUAACACCAAGUUUGUCAAGUACAUAUUAUUUAUCAACAAAUUUACUUGAUUCCAAGAAAUGAAA